CGUUGAAUAGAAUCACUUCAUCCCCAUCCUUUAUCCUAGAUUCAAACAAUCUUCUUAUCUACUGCAUCGAGCUGUGCCGUAAAAGCGCCCCCGGGACAACCGGGCUAGGCGCAACACAAAAUGAGCAUGAUGGCAUCUAAUCACACAUUCGGCGGCCACAACCAUGAUCGAUUGGGAGAGGGUGAAGACGCCUUUGUAGGGCAGACAAUGGUGUCGUCACAGGAUGACGGCAACGACGGUGUGGAUAUUCCGGUGGGCCAAAAGAUGAUCUCCGCCAUUUCUGGUAGUCUUUUGACUUCGCUACUUGUCACCCCUUUAGAUGUCGUCCGAGUCCGAUUACAAUCGCAAGGUUCGUCGCAGCCCAUCACAGAGUUCCAAAAGCUUGCAAUUUCGUCACCUAGUGCUUUUCGGCCUUCGAACCUUGGGGUUACUGCGUGCUGUCGAGAAGUGUUCUUCAUGAAUAACAAUGCCGAAGUCUGCGUCGCCGGUGGCCCGAUCGGAAAUAUAGCUGCGUCUGGAGAAUGCGCCGUAGAGGAGGUACAGAAGAGGACAUUCAACUCGACUUUCGAUGGAAUGAGAAAGAUCGCGCGUCACGAGGGCUUCACGACCUUAUGGAGAGGUCUUUCGCCGACCUUGGCUAUGGCCAUUCCGGGCAACAUCAUCUAUUUCACAGGCUACGAAUGGUUACGAUUCAACAAAUCAAGCCCGGUCAAUAGACUUACUAAGGACGAUUAUGCGCCCUUAGUAGCGGGAUCCUUCGCACGAACUAUUGCUGCCGCCGUAGUAGGUCCUAUAGAGCUGUUCAGGACGCGACUUCAGGCGUCUCCGGGCUCAACCGCUACGGGACAUCUAGCAAAUACUUUCACGGGUAUUCAAAAAAUGGUACACGAAAACGGUUACCGCUCCUUAUGGCGGGGUCUAACUUUGACUCUUUGGCGAGACGUUCCCUUCUCGGGGAUGUAUUGGUAUGGUUACGAGACUAUCAGGGGGAAGCUCACCGACAUACGCGAAGAGCGAGAAGGUCGGCCAUUGACUCGGGAUGAUCACGGCUCGAAGACGGGAGCAAGGAAGCGAUCGCAGAGCAGGGAAGGUCGUACAGCAACUUUCGCAGAUGCAUUUAUUGCAGGUGCUCUGUCAGGUGCAGCUGCAUCGACGGCUACCAUGCCGUUCGACGUCGGCAAAACUCGUACACAGGUCUUUCACGACGCAGCAAACAAGGCUUUACCUACUACGGAUAAGGCGUUGGCACCGGAGACCCAGCCGAUGUUGAGAUUCCUCUGGCAUAUAUAUGCUACGGAAGGCUUGGCAGGUCUCUGGAAAGGAUGGCUACCUCGCACUCUCAAAGUCGCGCCAUCUUGUGCUAUCAUGAUUAGCAGCUACGAAGUCGGAAAGAGGGUGUUUAGGGGUAUGAAUGAAAAGAAAGCCUUAAUACAACAGCAGGGCAAAUCUGGCGAACCUUGACGUGUAUCAUGAUCUCUCUCCUCUCACUUCUGAUUUUGUUGCAUUAGCAGGCGUUGUUUUAUCAUGAUACCUUACUCAGAGGCCGAGGGACUGGAACCAAAAAAUGGGUUGGAUUGCAUUAAGAUAUGAUGAUAUCAUAGAUCAGAAUGGUUCUGUAUACUACCAACCUACCUCAUGUUACGGGAGAGAGGACAAAAAGCAAAGACUUAAUAAAUUACAACUCGCCGCAGGGGCUCAACGAGCCCUAUAUGAAUAAUAUGAGCAUUACGAUCGAAAUCCG
Messenger RNA from Annulohypoxylon maeteangense, 1741 nucleotides. RefSeq names its product mitochondrial carrier. The transcript is spliced from 2 exons. Bases 121 to 1461 code for a protein of 446 amino acids. Gene Ontology annotation, biological process: mitochondrial transmembrane transport. NCBI's taxonomy places the organism in Eukaryota, Fungi, Ascomycota, Sordariomycetes, Xylariales, Hypoxylaceae. The record is from RefSeq and is a predicted model, not a curated record.